Frankliniella occidentalis (western flower thrips) is the source of this 4194-nucleotide messenger RNA. RefSeq names its product hillarin (gene Hil). The record is from RefSeq and is a predicted model, not a curated record. The transcript has 9 exons. The coding region runs from base 528 to 2195 and encodes 555 amino acids. Lineage: Eukaryota; Metazoa; Arthropoda; Insecta; Thysanoptera; Thripidae.
ACCCUAUAGGCUCUCCUCUUCCUAUCAGUACUCUUAUUUCUUCCCAGCAAAUCGUCAUUAUUUCGUAUUUUCAAAAGAGAGGUUAUUGCACAGUUGCGUAGUUAAAGAAAUCGUCCGUGUGAGUUAUCAAGAUUUGAGAUCAAGUUGAAACUUACAAUGGACCUUCGUUAAAGUAAGACCUUUCGAUAGGUAUGCGUGUUUUCCCGGUAGGUGAAGUGGUUCUCCCACAUUAACUUGACAAAGUCAGCCGAGCAGAUGGUGGGCCGAGCGUCGGCCGGCGAGCGAGCCGAACUCGGGCCGCUGCGUAGUUAAAGAAAUUGUCCGUGUGAGUGAUCAAAAUUUCACAUCAAGUCGAAACUUACAAUGGACCUUCGUUAAAGUGAGGCCUUUCAGACGAGUGGGAGCAGGAGCUGGAGCGACUGACGACGCGGUUCGAGCGCGAGCUGCAGACCAAGCGCAAGCGGCCGGACGAGCAGCAGGUGCUGACGCUCCGGCUGCAGCAGGAGCGCGCCGACCUGGAGAAGAACAUGACCCUGCGGCGGGACCGCAAGAAGGAGUCGCUGACCAGGAAGAUGCUGGAGCACGAGCGGGCCGCCACGGCGGCGCUCGUCGAGAAGCAGUCGCGCGAGAUGCUCGAGCUCAUCAACGAGAAGCGCUCCGAGUACAUGCGCGCCGAGUCGCUGUACCUGGACGAGGGCGACGGCGCCAUGGAGGAGGCGGCGCCCUACCCGAGCCUGGCGCCGCUGCCCGCGCCGCCCGCCCUCGCCAAGUGCCACCUCUACCACGACCCGGCCGAGUUCGCGUCCAUGGACCAGAUCGCCAUAUCGGUGGCGCAAGAGGACCAGAAGACCUUCACGGACCUCGUGCGACAACUGGUCGGUCGUUGCGGAUCCGACAUAGAGAAAGCCAGAACCAUCUUCCGGUGGAUCACCGUCAAGAACCUCAACACGAUGACGUUCGACGACAACCUCCGGGGGGACACGCCCAUGGGCCUCCUCCGGGGCAUCAAGCACGGCACGGAGAGCUACCACGUGCUCUUCAAGCGGCUGUGCAGCUACGCCGGUCUGCACUGCGUGGUCAUCAAGGGCUACUCCAAGUCGGCGGGCUACCAGCCCGGCGUGCGCUUCGAAGACUCGCGCUUCCGCAACUCGUGGAACGCUGUGUACGUGGCGGGGGCGUGGCGAUUCGUGCAGUGUAACUGGGGGGCGAGGCACCUGGUCAACGCCAAGGAGGUGCCAAAGGCCGGAGCCAAGGGCAAGUCCGACAGCCUAAGAUACGAGUACGACGACCACUACUUCCUCACGGACCCGCGAGAGUUCAUCUACGAGUUCUUCCCGCUGCAGUCCGAGUGGCAGCUCCUCAAGACCCCCAUCACCCUGCACGACUUCGAGGAGCUGCCCUUCGUCCGGUCGCUCUUCUUUCGAUACGGCCUGUACUUCCCCGACGCCCACACCAAGGCCGUCAUGUACACGGACGCCACAGGAGCUGCCACGGUGAGGAUAGCCAUGCCGGCAAAUAUGCAGUCCAGCCUCAUCUUCCACUACAAUCUCAAGUUCUACGACAGUGACGGCGACAUGUUCGACGGCGUGUCCCUCAAGAGAUUCGUCAUGCAGUCGGUCGUCGGCAACAUCGUGGCCUUCCGAGUGCACGCGCCGUGCAGCGGCGCAUUCCUCCUCGACAUCUUCGCCAACGCGGUCACGCCCAAGGAGUACCUCACCGGGGAGCCCAUGAAGUUCAAGUCGGUGUGCAAGUUCAAGAUUGCCUGCGAGGAGCUGCAGACCGUGAUGGUGCCGCUGCCGGACUGCGCUUCGGGCGAGUGGGGCCCCACCAAGGCCACUAGGCUGUUCGGGCUCAUCCCCAUCACCCACCAGGACGCGCUGGUGUUCGCCGGCCGCGAGCUGGAGCUGCAGUUCCGCAUGUCGAGACCGCUUACCGACUUCAUGGCCACGCUGCACAAGAACGGCGUGGAGGAGAAGCGGCUGUCCAAGUUCGUGUCGCACGCCGUGACCGACGACGACAUCGUCACGUUCAUCAUCAGCUUCCCAGAGGAGGGGCAGUACGGCCUCGACAUCUACACGAGGGAGCUGGCCUCGGACCGGUCGCACGGCCACGGCCUGCACGGCGAGACCAACGGCGAGAAGCACCUGCUCACGCACUGCUGCAAGUACCUCAUCAACUCGUCCAAGAGGAACUGAGCAGCGCUCGCCGCUCCGCCCCGCACCCCGUACCAGGGGCUGUCUCGUACUUGUGCGUGCGACGCUUCCGAACCUCUCGCUGUGAAUCGUUAUUUAUUAUUUUUCUUCCCACAUAGGAAGAUGUUUGCGGGCAGUAGAUUGUGUUCAGUCUGCUGGGCAAUGAAACUCUCCGCUACUGUAUUUGUUUUCUAGUUUUUGUUUUGAAAACUUUGUAAAUUUGAUACGAAAUUUGUAAUUGCAUUGACCUCAUUGACCUUAAUGCUAAUUUGACCAAAAAUGUUGUGGGGAGGAUGUAGAUUAGUGAGAAUGGACUGAAUGAGUCGGAUGCAAUUAUCCUCUCCACAACACUUUUGCUUUUAAAAUGUACCAAUAAAGAAUUGUUGCAGCUGGUUCUGUCUUUCAUAAACAAGUGAGGAACUUUUAAUUAAUUUAUGUAUGGAGGUCAAGUUUAGAAUUAUGUAAUUUAAACAACAAAUUCAAUGGUAACUAACAGCUGUUGCUGUUCUUGUCAAAAUGAUGACAAUUUAUGUGCAGAUAUAAAUAUUUAUAUAAAUAUAUGAUUAAAUAAAAGUGCUUUUCAACUAGUCCAAUGUAUGCUGAUGUAGGAGAGAAGAGGGAAUGAACGGGUUACAAGUUGACCAGGAAAGGUAAAGAGAUUAUGUUCAGUAGUCCAGCCAAAGUUUUGAGGCUAGUGGCUUAAGAAUUUUGAGUUUUUGUAAUUAAAAUUUAGAAGAAUAAGUUAAUAAGCGCUUUGUUCACAAAUUGUGAAAAACUGACAGUCACAUAAGGCUCAAAAGAUGUACCUACAUGUAAGAAUAUGUUUUGUCCAUGAACUUCUUUACUAGCAUGUUUGAUACUUCUAAAAUGGGCCUUCAAAAAGACAUGGGCAAGUAAAGUACUGGUAGGUACCCCUUGAAACACAAACUGACUCAAUAGCAGUAUGAAGAGAAUGAGAAACAUCUCACAAUGAAUUCUCUAACUCCUUAACAAAGAGAUCGGGCAUGUCAUUUUCUGGUUGCUUUUAUGCUCUACUAUUAACAGUUUACAUUAGAGAGAACUUUUUAAAACCAUGAGAUGUUGAUUUGUGUUUGAGAAAGUGGUACCAGUAGCUAGCAAUUAAAUCCAAAGAAUAUUAUUAAUAUUCAAUAUUGUAUUUCAUUACUUUCCAGUUGCUUGAGAGUGUUUCAUGAACUUUGAACUGCACAUUUACAGGAAGCUUUGGCAGAGCCGACUAGUAAAGCUAUCUGAGAUGUGAGAUGCUGAUUUCAAAACUUCUUGACUGUUCAUAAUGUAAGAGGUCAAGAUAUCAGUCAACACAUUCUCUAUGGACCGGAAAGAGUUAUGUUAACUGCUCAAUUUUACAAUUUCUUGGUCUUGCCUUAAUUUGGAAGCACAUGUUUUCUAUAACUCUAUAGCCGCAUUACCAAUCAAUCAAAUAGACAGUAGUUGGCUUUCAAAACUGCUUGCCCACAAAUUCUGAAUAAUCCAAAUAUAUGUGAUUGAAUGAAAAGCAGCAAUUCUUUUCAGUUUCAUGAACCAAGAAGAAAAGCAGUCUGAUGAAGGAUUGCAGAUUAAUGUAAGUUGUAACUUAUCAUGUUGUUUAUAAAUAUAAAUAUAUUUAUGAACUAUAGAUAUAGGUUUAUAAAAUGAUUAUAUAGCUAUGAAUGUUAAACAAAGUGCUUAAUCAUCCUCAACUAAAUUACAAGGCUUGCACAGCAAUUGCCAAAACAAGUGUACAUAAGACUGUUAGAGUAUCUUCACUUAUCAGGCAUCAACCACAAUCUGGUAUUGUAAAUGGUUGGUUUGGUUGAUUAAUAGAUUAAUGAACUACAACUGUUAAAAGUACUUUCAAACCAUUCACAUAACUAAUUAAUCUUGGUUACUUAAAUCCGCGAGAGACAUGCAGACAAAACCAUUAAUAAGACGUACGAGUAUUCUCUAAAACAAUUCAUCUUGCCAUUGCAUCAAUUGAAUAAAGUAACACUGUAUCAAUGCAAAA